Molecule: messenger RNA, 1655 nt
Organism: Ictidomys tridecemlineatus (thirteen-lined ground squirrel)
Lineage: Eukaryota; Metazoa; Chordata; Mammalia; Rodentia; Sciuridae
Source: RefSeq, a predicted model, not a curated record
CAGUUAGGUCUCCUGGCAGAUAGCUAGCCCGGGAUAAUAAGACUGAGAGUGGCCUGGCUGAUGAGAGUGAGGAGCUGGGGAGGCAGAGCCUGCGGCUGUUAUGGAAAAACUGAACGGGAGAUUAGGGGCGAGGCCAGCUGGAAAGGGAGCGCUGAGGCCAGUGGGGGUUGAGGCGACUGACAGGAGAAGGAAAGACUCGGCUCAGGCGAGAGCAAGGAUGCAGCGCUAACCUCCUGAAUGUUGGGAAGGAUCAGGUUGUCAUUUGGGAAAGCUGAGGAUCAAUCUAAGGAAAGACGGCUCAAGAAAGUGGUGGACUGACUCAGGCCCCAACUAGGCUGUUGGAUGCAGACAAACAGGGGAUCUGUAAUUGGAGAGAAGCCCAAGGGCUGAAGGAAUUGUCCGCAGAGGCCAAAAGCUAAACUAUUUAUAAAAAUCUCAGGCUGUGGGUGGAACCCAAGGUCAAGCUCCUGUCGAGCACGCUCCCAGCGAGAGGAGAAGCAGCUUGAGGCAUCAUUAGAUGCACUGCUGAGUCAAGUGGCUGAUCUGAAGAACUCACUGGGAAGUUUCAUUUAUAAGCUGGAAAACGAGUAUGACCGGCUAACCUGGGAAGGGUUGGAACAUUCUGAUACUUUCUUACCACCACCAGGCCCUCUGUCCUGGACAGUUUUGCAUUGCUAUCUGGACAGUUGAACACUCUGAACAAGGUUUUGAAGCAUGAGAAGACACCACUGUUCCGUAACCAGGUCAUUAUUCCUCUGGUGUUGUCCCCAGAUAGAGAUGAAGAUCUCAUGCGGCAGACUGAAGGACGAGUACCUGUUUUCAGCCAUGAAGUGGUCCCUGACCAUCUGAGAACCAAGCCUGAUCCUGAGGUUGAAGAGCAGGAGAAACAACUGACAACAGACGCUGCCCGCAUUGGUGCUGAUGCAGCUCAGAAGCAGAUACAGAGCUUGAAUAAAAUGUGCUCAAACCUUCUGGAGAAAAUCAGCAAAGAGGAGCGAGAAUCAGAGAGUGGAGGUCUCCGACCAAACAAGCAGACCUUUAACCCUGCAGACACCAAUGCCUUGGUGGCAGCUGUUGCCUUUGGGAAGGGUCUGUCUAAUUGGAGACCUUCCGGCAGCAGUGGUCCUGGCCAACCAGGCCAGCCAGGAGCUGGGACAAUCCUUGCAGGAACCUCAGGAUUACAGCAAGUACAAAUGUCAGGAGCUCCAAGCCAGCAGCAGCCAAUGCUCAGUGGAGUGCAAAUGGCUCAAGCAGGUCAACCUGGGAAAAUGCCAAGUGGAAUAAAAACCAACAUCAAAUCAGCUUCAAUGCAUCCCUACCAGCGGUGAGUGUGAACAGCAGCCUCCAGUACCAGGUGAUCUUGCACAGUUGUGCAGUCAUAUUACCUUUGCUCAAGGCUCACCUAGAUGGGUGCAAUAAACAGAACAUGGGCUUUCAGCAACAGACAGAGCCCAGCUCCACUGGUGACUAGCUAUAUGACUUUGGGCAACAGACCUAAGUUUUCUGAACCUGUUUUCUCAUUUGUAAAUGGUGAUGAUACCUACCUCAUAGGGUUGUUAUGAGGAUUAAAAUGAGAAAAUGACUGUAAAACAUUUAGCACAGUAUAUGAAGUAAUGGGUGCUCAAUAAAUGGUUGUUUUCAUAGCCACUUCUUCA